Molecule: messenger RNA, 3515 nt
Organism: Dermacentor silvarum
Lineage: Eukaryota; Metazoa; Arthropoda; Arachnida; Ixodida; Ixodidae
Product: kelch-like protein 10
Exons: 11
Coding region: 75-2048 (657 amino acids)
Molecular function (GO): protein binding
Source: RefSeq, a predicted model, not a curated record
CGCGGAGUCUCGGGUCGCCGGCUCUGCAGCUGGAAGGCACAGCUCGCUCGCUUCCCGGGAGCGGAGCGGCGGCCAUGUUCUCCGGCAGCGUGCUGCUGCCCGGCGGCGAUGCGACGGCGGACUGCGUGCUACGCACCUCGGACGGCGGCGCGUUCCGUGCGCACCGCGCCUACCUGUGCACAGUCAGCCCGUACUUCGCGGCGGUGUUCCGCGAGCAGUUCGGCUCGCCCAGGGACGUCGUCGUCGGCGGUGUCAGUGCCGCAGUGCUCGACGCGCUGCUCACCUUCCAGUACACAGACCAGCUAUGCGUGAGCCCCCAGAACGUCUUGGAGGUUCUGCAGGCGGCCGACAUGUUUCUGUUGGACGAGGCUCGCAAGCAGUGCCUGUUGCUGCUGCUGAAGACCAUGGGGACCCAGAACUGCCUGAGCCUGGCCGCCCUUACGCGCCAGUACUACUGCCCGAACUUUACAGACGCCGUAUUCACCUUCGUGCGCGAGAACUUUGACGAGGUCUGGCGGCUCAGCGAGGAGUUCGUGGACACCCCUGCAUGGCUCAUGUACCAACUGCUCUCCUCGCCGGAGCUUAAUGCGGAUCGCGAAGAGGACGUGCUUCACGCGAUUGCACGGUGGUUCUCGGCCGUCUCGUCACCCGAAGAGGCAAACCGCACCGAACUGCUGGAGCUGCUCCAGUGUGUACGCAUUGGCCGUUUCAGUAAAGAUGCCCUGGCCCAGUUCCGCAAUCGCUGGCCUUCGCUGUUUGACAGCGCUGAGUUCCAAGAGGCCAUCAUACAGGCCCUCACAUUAGGCCCCUGCAUGUGCUCGCCGAACAAGCUGAUGCGCGCACUGACUGAACCGGAAAACCCGCCAGAGCCGACUCCACCGGCUAACGCGGCUCCAAAUCUGGCCGUGGCUGCCGCCGCCGCCAUCAACGAGGCCGGAAACUUGUUCCUGGCCAUGCAAGCUCAGAAUGCCGCCCUUGUAGCAGCCGCUCAAGGAGCACCCGUUCAAGAAGCAGCCGCAGAGGAAGAACCCGAGCCUCCAUACGAGCCCAUGGAGCUGAAAAAGGCGCGUUGCGAUCUUUGCGGUCGCACGAACCCCGAGCGCUGGCUGCCGCGGCUGCCGUGUGAGAUCAUCUUUCUGAUCGGCGGCUGGAGUAGCGGCCAGCCGCGGUCCACCAUCGAGACCUUCGACCCACGAGUAAACCGCUGGUUUCAGCACAAGAACGAUUCUUUCGCUGCAAGAGCGUACCACGGCGUGGUCGUGUUCCGGCGGCGCAUCUACGUGGUGGGCGGCAUGAAGCUGCGUACUUACCUCCGCUCAAUGGACAGCUACGACCUGGACCGCUGCGAGUGGCAACACCACUCGCCGAUGCAUGUGCCGCGGGCGUACGUGACCACGGCAGUGCUCGGAGAGCACAUCUACGCCAUGGGCGGUCACACCGGCAUGGAACGUACGUCCACCGUGGAGCGGUAUAGCCUUCGCACAAACCAGUGGACCAUGGUUGCCCGCAUGAUGAGAAGGCGCAGCGACGGCUCAGCAUGCGUCUUCAGAGGCCGGCUGUACAUCAGCGGCGGCUUCAAUGGCCGCAGCGUGCUCGAGAGCGUGGAGGAGUACACGCCAUCGCUGGACUCGUGGUCGCUGGUGCGACCGCUGCCUUACCCGCGCUGCAGCCACCGCAUGAUUCAGCACGGCGGUCGGCUAUACGUCAUCGGCGGCUUCGACGGACGCCGCCGGCUGUACACAGUGCUCCGCAGUGAUGCCAGCCUUCCACUGAGCUGGCACAAGAUACCUCCACUAACCUGCGCCCGCAGCACUUUUGCCGUGGCACAGCUUGGAGACGUCAUCUAUGUCAUUGGCGGCUUCAAUGGGACGUCACUCGUAUCGGACGUGGAGUGCUACACGCCGGGACAAACGUGCUGGCAGAAGGCCAAGCCCCUCAAUGGGCCUGUCAGCGCGCUGUCUGGCUGCGUCAUCACUGGCAUCGAGGCAGCCCGGAAGUUCUCUGCCCGAGGAGCUUUGCUGCCGCCUGUGAAACCACAGGUUGCCUGACAAGUCAAACCGAAGCAACCACAUCUAACACGCUGCAGCGCAACUACACUAGUGUUUACUCAAAAUAGCGGCUAUAUGUAAAUUAUUUCAACUGAUAUGUGGCUAAAAUUUUAAGGCAAGACUGUGUGCCGCUAGUAGAGAUCGACGUUCGUUUUCACUUCCCUUUCCUAGAAGAACAGACAUUACUUUUUUACUAUGCGUACCACUCUUUGACUUCCCUUCUAUGCGACAACACCUGCAAAGAUGCUGAGACGCGGAAGAGCGCAGCAUGUUGCCUGAGAACGAAACCAAGUAGUUUCCCUAGAAAAAGGAAUCCUCAAGGAAAGUGGCUCCCAGAUGGUGAUACAAGUUUGUACGUCUGAAGAAGCUUGACGCAGCCCAAUUAUAAGGCCUGCAGCAGUUACCUUAGAUUCGUGAAACAAUGUUCAGUUUGGUAAAACAAGUCCUGACUGCUUCCUGAAGACCUCUCUUGGAAAUCUUGGACGCUCAGAAGAACGUCAGAACGCUAUAUACCUCAAUUAGACGGGCUUUAGGUUGACAGGUAUAUAUAUUUUCGUUCCUUAAGGACUGAUCACAAGCAAGUCAUCUCCGUAGCCAGAAGCGCAAGGACUGCUGAGCUCGUGGAAAGCUGAAGCACAUGCUAUGAAAGCCGGACGAGCGGCUUCAAUCCCUCCCCCCCCCCCCUUUUUUUUUUUUUCCUGCGCGAGUUCUUUUCAGCUACGAGAGUGAUACAGCGGGCCUACAGAUCGAUGACCUUCUAAACGAAGAUGGCGUCUUGAAGGCCGACAGUUGAUCAGCAGCAGCUGGCGGCUCCUGAGCGACGUCAACGUCUCGCCAAUCCAAGCCUAGUCGAGAAUCGACAGCAGGUCCGCAGCAGCCGUAUUAAUUUCCGCUCCUGAUGGACAGGCCACAAGCGAUGAAGAUCCACAGUUACAAGGAAAUUGACUGGGGAGAUCGUGGAAAGCUUUAAAAGCACAGUUUAUGGACCUCUGAAAAUGUACCGCCCGGAAGGUUAAGAUCCCUUACAUGACACGUCCUCCUCUACCACUAGAGUGCAAUGGUGACCUAGCGCCGGGAUGACUUCUGAAGCGAUGGUGGCUCCUAGAAAGCCGACAGUCAAGAAGUGGCAUGAAGCGGUAAGAAUGUUGACGACACAAGUCAGUGCACCAUCGCCAGCGCGUCUCAAGACAUUUUACAACGAGGCGUCAACUGGUGACUGUGAGGUGCACCUGCGUUAAGACAUCCUCCGUUUAGCCUGCUCGUGUAACUUUUUUUGGAGACCUGGAUAACAGUGACUUUAAAUGACCCGUAUCGUAGACUCGCGUGACCAACGCUGCUGUACAAACUUCGUCGGACGGUCGACAUGAGUGAAUUCUCAGCGUGCGUAACCGCUGCGAACGCAUGUAUACUGGUCUCGGUCCUUAGACUAGGAGCUCCUUUUGUUUAUAUUAAACGCUCACCAUUAAG